Magnolia sinica is the source of this 4179-nucleotide messenger RNA. Its product is annotated as RNA polymerase II C-terminal domain phosphatase-like 1. The record is from RefSeq and is a predicted model, not a curated record. The transcript has 17 exons. Bases 436 to 3342 code for a protein of 968 amino acids. NCBI's taxonomy places the organism in Eukaryota, Viridiplantae, Streptophyta, Magnoliopsida, Magnoliales, Magnoliaceae. Gene Ontology annotation, molecular function: RNA polymerase II CTD heptapeptide repeat phosphatase activity.
CCUGACGUUGGACUGUGCUUUUAGACCAGUCUUUUAUAUUUUCUUUUGCUUCCAACCCUUGACUUUCUAGGGUUUUUUUUUGCCAUCUUUUUUAUUUUGUUUGUCAUUCAUCAAACCCUAAUCAAACCCUACCGUUUGCAGUAGAAGAUCGAAGGAAAACAGCAGCAAGAUCUGAUCCAUCUUCCAUGUCGCAGACAUCAUCUCGGACCUAAAAAUUCGGACACGAGAAGAAAUCUCUAAAACCACAUCUAAGACGUCCAAAACCCCAGAUCAAAACCCCCCAAUCUAAGACGAUCUUUGAUGCAGACUCGAGACGGAAAGGACACCCUUUUCUAGUUGUAUCACAUCCGUUAAAAGGGGAAAUCAAGGGCCUCUAUCGGAUCCCUUGAAAGGGGUCCUGAUUCCAGAGCAGAUCUCACCUGGGUUUCUUUUAAAAUGUUCAAAUCGGCUUUCUAUCAUGGGAAUUCCCUCCUUGGGGAGGUUGAGAUAUACCCAAAGAACCCCAACAUCGACAUCCCGAACAAGGAAAUCCGGAUCUCACAUUUCAGCCCUCCAAGUGAGAGGUGCCCGCCUUUGGCGGUCCUCCACACCAUCGCCGCAGGCGGUGCUUGCUUCAAAAUGGAACAGUCGAAGCCGCCGCUGUCAGAGCAGUCCGAGGAAUCGUCGCCGUUCUUUAGUUUGCACACCGCUUGUCUCAGAGAAAACAAGACGGCGAUCAUGCAACUAGGAGAGGAGGAGCUGCAUUUGGUGGCCAUGUCUUCUAGGAAGAAUCUUGAACAAUAUGCAUGUUUUUGGGGUUUUAAUGUCAUGCCAGGGUUGUAUAAUUCUUGUCUUGUCAUGCUGAACUUGAGAUGCCUUGGCAUUGUGUUCGAUCUUGAUGAAACACUUAUAGUUGCCAACACGAUGCGCUCGUUUGAGGACCGAAUUGAUGCCCUACAGCGAAAAAUAAAUAGCGAGGUUGACCCACAACGCAUUUCCGGCAUGUUGGCUGAGGUCAAGCGGUAUCAGGAUGACAAAGUCAUCUUGAAGCAAUACGCAGAAAAUGACCAGGUUGUUGAAAAUGGGAAGGUGAUCAAAGUUCAAUCCGAGAUCGUCCCACCAUUAUCUGACAAUCAUCAACCAAUCAUUCGUCCUCUCAUAAGGUUACAAGAGAAGAAUAUCAUAUUGACCCGCAUAAAUCCUGUGAUUCGUGAUACCAGUGUCCUUGUAAGGCUAAGGCCUGCAUGGGAGGAUCUUCGUAGCUACUUAAUUGCAAGAGGCCGCAAGCGGUUUGAGGUGUAUGUUUGCACGAUGGCAGAAAGAGAUUAUGCUCUAGAAAUGUGGAGGCUUCUUGACCCAGAUUCAAAUUUGAUCAACCCAAAAGAAUUAUUGGAUCGCAUUGUCUGUGUCAAGGCUGGGUUAAAAAAAUCAUUGCUGAAUGUCUUUCAAGAUGGAAUCUGCCAUCCGAAGAUGGCAUUGGUGAUUGAUGAUCGUCUGAAAGUGUGGGAGGAUAAAGAUCAACCUCGAGUCCAUGUCGUUCCAGCAUUUGCCCCAUACUAUGCUCCUCAAGCAGAGGCAAAUAAUGCUGUCCCAGUUUUAUGCGUUGCAAGAAACGUUGCAUGCAAUGUUAGAGGUGGUUUUUUCAAAGAAUUUGAUGAUGUGCUUUUACAAUGGAUUUCUGAUGCAUUCUAUGAAGAUGAAAUGAUUGAUUUUCCUCCAGCUCCUGAUGUGAGCAAUUAUCUAGUCUCAGAGGAUGAUGCUUCUGCUUCAAAUGGAAACAAGGACCUGCUAUCUUUUGAGGGCAUGACUGAUGUUGAUGUUGAAAGGAGAUUGAAGGAUGCAAAUGUCCAAGCUCUUCAAGUUUCUUCUGCAGUCAAUAAUAUUGACCCAAGGCUUGCAUCUUCUAUCCAGCAUGUGCUGGCUUCUUCAUCGAGCAUGAUUCCACAGACUUCUCAAGGGUCGAUUUCUUUUCAGAAUAUACAAUACCCUCAGGCUAUUCCAACAGUCAAGCCGCUGGGCCUUGUUGGCCCUCCAGAACCUAGCUUGCAAAGUUCUCCUGCUAGAGAAGAGGGGGAGGUUCCUGAAUCUGAAUUAGAUCCUGACACAAGGAGAAGACUUCUCAUAUUACAACAUGGACAAGACACAAGAGAGCAAACCUCGAAUGAUCCUCCGUUUCCAGUCCGCCCCGCUCUACAAAUUUCAAUGCCACCAGUGCAAUCACAUGGAAGCUAUUUCACAAUGGAAGAAGAGAUGAGUCCGAGAAAAAUGAACAGAGCCAGGGAAUUUCCUAUAGAGCCAGAAGCUUUGCAUUUUGAUAAGAAUCGAUCUCCUCAUCCAUCUUUCUAUCAUGGUCUGGAGAAUUCUCUUCCUCCUACUAGAUCUCUUCAUGAAAAUCAAAGAUUUCCGAAAGAGUUACGUCAUGGAGACGACCGAUUCAGACCAAAUCAUCCUCUUCCAAAUUAUCAUUCCUCAGGUGAUGAGAUGCCUUUGGGUCGGACAUCUUCUGGCAACAGAAAUCUUCAUUUUGAAUCUGGACGAGUUACAGCACAGUACCCCGAAACGCCUGCUGGAGUUCUACAAGAAAUAGCAAUGAAGUGUGGAACAAAGGUUAUUGGGUGGUUUUGUUGUAACAUCGAAGUUGUGGAAUUCAGGCCAGCUUUAGCUGCUACCACAGAGUUACAGUUUUCAAUUGAGGUUUGGUUUGUUGGAGAAAAAAUAGGUGAGGGGAUUGGUAAAACAAGGAAGGAAGCCCAACGUCAAGCUGCUGAGGGCUCCCUUAGGACUUUGGCCAAUAAAUAUAUAUCAAGAGUUUCGCCUGAUCUGAAUGCUGUGCAUGGGGAUUCAAAUAAGCUUUCCCAUAAAAACGACAAUGGUUUUUUACGUGAUGCGAAUUCCUUCGGGUAUCCAGCAUUCCCCAGGGAGGAUCCCUUGCCAAUCGCAAGUACAUCAGACCAGUCCAGGUUUCUGGACCAGAGGCAGGAGGGUUCUCUGAAAGGAAUGGCUCCUGUUUCAUCCCUCAAAGAAUUAUGCAUGGUGGAGGGUCUUAGUCUAGUUUUUCAUGCUCAGCCUCCACUUUCAACGUUGUCCAGCCACAAGGGAGAAGUGUAUGCAGAGGUUGAAAUUGCAGGCCAGAUUUUAGGCAAAGGAAUUGGGUUGACAUGGGAAGAAGCCAAGCUGCAGGCUGCUGAAGAGGCCCUUGGGGGUCUAAAAUUCAUGCUGAGUCAAGGUUCUCAGGAACGCUUGGGUUCUCCAAGGUCAUCGCAUGGAAUUCCUAAUAAACGGCUGAAGACUGAAUACCCACGAACAUUGCAGCGAGUGCUGUCCUCCACAAGAUAUUCCAAGAAUGGUCCUCCCGUUCCUUGACAACAACCAACACCUGCCCGCUAUAUUUUUUGUUGUGUGUGCUGAGACAUCUGUACCGUAGUACAUGAAAGGCCUUCAAGCUCCUGAAGAAGAUGGGCCCACAGCUACCUUUUUUUCACAAGACUACACGGGUAAGGUAGAGGAUGUCGCCAUUAUGAGAAAAUGUUCUCCCAGUUCAACUGCAAAAGAAGCUGCUCCUGGAUGUCUCUCACUUGGGUGACGAUCCAUAGUGGAUGGAGAGAUUGCCUGUGUAGGUUCUUGGAUGCCUUUUGAGUUUCUCUGGGCAGCGCACGUCGUUGUACGUAUGCGUGCUUCAGGACCACGAUAACUGCAAUUCUAAGUUGUAUCUUUCUGGGGAUCAUUACACAUUAUGCAAGUGGAGGAUGUAGGCAAAUGGUUGAAAUAUUGCUAUUUUCUCGAUGUUGGUGGAUUCUCAGAAUCUUGAUGUGGUGACAUUCGGUACGGCCAACAAUCUCAAACAGUUCCUUGGGAGAUGAGCCCUCCGGCUGUUUCCUGUACCACAUGCUUCAAGAAGUCCAACUUGGCUUAGAGACAUGUCCUGGGUACUUUCUCUGGAUGUUAUUGCAUCGGUUGCCCCAGGCCUCUUCCACAGGAUUGCAGCCAAUGAUCUCACAUUGUUUUCUUACCCCACACGCUUCAAGAGGUCUGGCCUGGUGUAGAUUCUUAAAUCCCGGCACCUUCACUCAAUGUUUAUCUCAUCUGGAAGAAUGAAGAGCGGUGUGAUUGAUCAGAUGAAGGGGGUUGUUGCUCAAAAGCAUAUACUGAUAACCGUUGGAUGUAUCUUAUCAUCUAACUGUAAGCCUUCAGGGUUCUCUC